This is a messenger RNA of Aureobasidium uvarum, 1068 nucleotides long. NCBI's taxonomy places the organism in Eukaryota, Fungi, Ascomycota, Dothideomycetes, Dothideales, Saccotheciaceae. The record is from the annotation of a GenBank genome assembly.
AUGAGUGUCAGUCCGCCACCUCUGAAGAGAAGGCGUUUGGGCGACAACGAAACCAAGCCCACCACUCUGCCCAUGAAUUGUCCGGACAAGGACCACUUACGCGUGUAUUCCUGGAACGUCAAUGGAAUUCAGCCCUUCAUACAGAAGUCUAUCACUUCAUUCUUUCAACCCAAGAAACCAUCGUCCAAACAACCAAAGACAGCCACAGCAUCCCUGCGGGAUUUUCUACGGCGGCAUUCCUGGCCUACCAUUCUCUGUCUCCAAGAAGUAAAGAUCAAUCCAAACGAUGAAGCGACCAAAUCAGCGGUACGACAAGCCGUUAGAAGUACCACAGAAGACGAGCCUGACUACGAAGCCCACUUCUGUCUACCCACCGAUCCUCACAACGCCCGCGGUUUCGGCAGAAAAGUAUACGGUGUAUGCACAAUCGUUCGCAAAAGUUUCGUCGCCAAAUACCAACCGACCGUACGAACUGUGGACUGGGAUCUCGAAGGCCGCAUUCAGAUUGUCGAGACGGUAGAACCUAAAUUGAGCAUCUGGAACAUUUAUGCAGUCAAUGGUACCGACAACCCGUACAAGGACAGUAGAACGGGAGCUGUGGUGGGUACCAGACAUGACAGGAAGCUCGCAGUGCACAAAUAUAUGCUCGACGAAGCAAAAUCACUCGAGGCACAAGGCUUCAGUGUGAUACUUGCUGGCGACCUGAACAUUUCUCGAUGUCAUCUGGACGGUCAUCCCAAUCUACGCACAUCCCCUCAACAGCAUGUCAUCAAUCGCGCGGAUUUCAACAAGAAGAUCUUUGACGCGGAUGAAGGGCUCAAAGCUAUCGAUACGUACAGACACAUUCAUGGGGACGAAAAGGGUUAUACGUAUUACCCUCGUGGAAGGAAAUUUGGAAGCAGUUGCGACAGGGUUGACCUGAUCAUUUGUUCCAGAUCUUGGGAGGAGAAGAUUGUCGAUGCAGGUGUUUGUGCUACGGAAAAGGAAAGAGGGCCCAGCGACCAUGUUCCUCUGUUUGCAACCUUCAACUUUGAGCAGGAUGACCUGGCGACAGCUAGUAAAACCUGA